This is a messenger RNA of Periophthalmus magnuspinnatus, 2610 nucleotides long. Its product is annotated as transmembrane protein 42-like. The transcript has 3 exons. Bases 59 to 514 code for a protein of 151 amino acids. The record is from RefSeq and is a predicted model, not a curated record. Gene Ontology annotation, cellular component: membrane. Lineage: Eukaryota; Metazoa; Chordata; Actinopteri; Gobiiformes; Gobiidae.
UCACACUUGAAUUAGUGAAUGAAAGGCACUUUCCGGUUAGUUUUACCCUCUGUAAAACAUGGUUUCUGGCUCUCUUUACGCACUACUAGCGGGUCUUUGUGGCGCAGCGGCUUCACUCUCCGCUAAACUGUCUCUGGGCACUGGUUUUCUCAAACAAAUGUGCGCAUCUGGACUCAGGGACUGGAAACAAGCGCACGGAGCAGAGGACGCAUGUGAAUGGCUGGAUAUCCCACUGCGUGUCCUCUGUGGAGGUUUGUUGUUGGUCUGUAACGCAGUGAUGUGGACGUUUUUCUCCAAAGCCCUGAGACACUCCUCCUCUUCGGCCCGAGCCACUGUCACCACAACAGCAUCCAACUUCAUCUCUUCUGCAGUGUUUGGUCACGUGAUCUUUGAGGAGACCCAGGACACUUUAUGGUGGAUUGGCCUUUCUCUGACUCUGUGUGGGUUGCUUCUGCUUCAUGGGUCUAAACCUCCAAGUCUACCAGGAGUGGAGGAGGAUAAAAAGGACCAAUGACCAAAAAUGACCAGAGUGGUUUUGUCUUCAGUUAGUUCUGGUAUAUGGAACUAGAAAAAAGCCAGAUAUUGUCUGUAGGAGUGUGAAAACUUUAAGAAUAACUAGCCUGGCCUGCCAAGACUUUUCUGUCUCAUCAAGUGUCUGGAUUUUUGUCUCAAUCCCCUGAAUUGUGAUGGCCAGGACUGACAGUAAUCAAUCCAAAGUCAUCAAGACAAACAUGGAAAUUUACAUGUUAUUUGAGAAAUGCUAAACUGGUUGAAUACGAAUCCCAUAAACAGUGCUGACUGCUACCAAAUCAACAGAAGCACUAAACAUCACUAACACUGGUCAACACUAAAUUUAUUGUCUAAGAUUUUUUAGCUGAUUUAGGAUCAUUUUGAUGUGCUGAAUCCAAAAAUCACAUUGGUUUUGCUCAAUCAGGUCAACAUUCUAAACUAAGCUACAUAUUUGUUUUUGCAUGUGCCAACUUAUGACUAAUUGUUUUUUUUUAUAUUACAAGUGAAUGAAAUGGCUUCGACUAGAAGAUCUUGCAAAAAUAAGCCCGACAUAUUCUGCUACAUCUGCGGUGAAUACACCAAUGUUCCUAACAGGAAUCAAGUCACAAGUUUCAUAAAGCGUGCUUACCAUGCUUAUUUUGGUAUUAAACUUGGUGACCAAGAUGAAGCUUGGGCGCCACACAUGGCAUGCAAGUCAUGCACCAAGUAUCUGCGUCAGUGGACUAAAGGCAAGAAGAGUUGUCUGAAGUUUGGAAUUCCCAUGGUUUGGAGGGAGCUGACAUCAAUAGCUACUUCUGGGCUAUUGAUGUGACUGGGAUCAACAGAAAGAACCGAAGCAGCCUCAAGUAUCCUGACCGUGAAUCAGCACGUCGUCCUGUAGCUCACUGUGAUGAAAUUCCAGUACCUGUCUUUGUAGAAGUUCCUGACAUCAGUGACAAAGAUUCCUCCAGUGUGGUUUUAAUGAUGAUGCUCCACAUCCUUUUUCCCAAAAGGAGCUAAAUGUUCAGGUUUCCUGAGAAUCUGGGAUCACUGAGUGAUGAGCAGGUGGAGAGAUUCCAUCAGGACAUAAAAGAGAUGGAGACCAGGUAUCAGGGACGCUGGGAUGCAGUCAUGAUGGCUGAUUACUGUUGGACUCUGAAGAGAGACAUCCCUGCUGCUGAGCAUUCAAGGGGUUCAUAAAAACAGAAGUUCAUGUCCUGAAUUUUGCACAAUGAUAACGUAACGUUCCAAUUUACAUGUACUUACCUUUAUCAAUUAACAUAACGUGACAUUUAAUUAAUACAUUCUCUUAGAAAACUAUUUUUUAUCUCCUAAAACAUUAUUUGGAUGAGAAAUAUUAAAGAAAAUCAACUGAUAAUGUCACAAAAUUGUAAUCAAUUUAGUCAGAAGAUCGGAUUUUUCAAAAUCAAAUUAGCAUAAAAACCUGACCUGACUGAGAAAAAUGUAUAUCAUUUUUUGAUUCAGCGGUGCUAAAUGGUCCUAAUUCAGUUGAAAAAACACAGACAACUUUCAAAAAUGUUUUUUUUGUAACCCAUUGUAAUCAAAGGUGACAGUUGUGAUCUAACACUAACACUCACUUUCGUCUGCAGAUAGACAGCUGUGAUUGGUUCAAACUUGAAGGGUUGGUUUUUUGACAGUUGGGCACCAGACCUUCCAGCUAGAAAAAAAUGUGACUUACCUGACAGGCUCGACAGGUGACCUGUAUAUUUUAGUGUGUCAUAAUUUAGGCAAGUACUUAUAUGUUUUGGUCUCUAGAGAUCUCUAUUUAGAGUAAAUAGAAUAAACUUUUAUAAAAAAAAAUUGUACAAUUUCAAUUGUACAAUUUUUUCUAACAACAGACACCACAUUUGUUUAUGGAAUCCUUUUAUUAAAAAAUAAACCCACACAAAGAUACAACACAGGAAUGUACAGCCCCUUUCAGUGGUAAAAGCCCUUCAAAUGGAUCUGCUCUAGCUUAAAUACAUGACAAUAUAUCUUAAAUGACGCCAUACACCUCAAAAAUCAAAAUGGUCCAAGACAAAAUUGACAUAAAAUAAACAAUCCAAGCCAAGCCAAUGUAUUUAUAUAGCACCUUUAAAACAACAGAAGUUGUGCCAAAGU